GGGGACUAUUAUUUUAGACGCACAAGACAGUUCCUAUGUGUUUGGCAGAGGACCGUCAAAAGUAAAUGAAUAAAGGCUGUCACCUGGGCGUUUCAGGAAGUGGUAUCUUCUCAUUCAGGAACCAUGGAGUUGUUGUGUGCCCGUCUCAUGAGGAACCAACACCAUUGCCUACCUGCCUACCUGUCUAGAAGCUUUCAAACCUCCCAUUGCCGGCAGAGACAAUCAACAACCAGGAGGACAUUACCUUCAACAGAACUCUACUCAACCAACACAUGUCGGAUUCUACGGCAGCCCGAAACCACAGACUCUGUUUGUCAACUUCAAUGGAGGCCAUCUUCAUCUCAGAGAGAACUUUUCUCAUCUGAGAAUGUAAGAACAGUACUUUUCCCAGUGGGGACACCUAGACCUGACCCUGCUGUCCACUGUCUCCCUGCUAUAUGGCUGCCUAAGCAUGGACAGAACUUCUUCCAUACCUCUGCUCCUCACCGCGCCCUGCCUGCGCCUCUCAUAUGGCUGGUACUCAAACCCCUGCAGAAGAUAGUGGCUAUUAUACUGGGCAGGAGUAUCAGGAAGUGGUGGUUGGCGCUCCCGCCCAAUAAGCAGCAGCUCGUGCGUCAGAAGGUCUGGCGUCGCCGUUGGCAGCUGGUGGCCGGGGGUAUGGUUGCUAUGGUGAUCAUGGCAAGUUUCUUCCUGACUCAUCUGGACGAGUCGCCCAUCACGGGACGCACACGCCUCCUAGUGUUCAGUAGAGAGAACUACAUGGAGCUGGCUGCAGUGACAGGAGAUGGGUACAUGGAGGAAUUUGCUGAGUUGAUGGUUUCAGAGAAGGACCCUCGUCACCAGGUGGUGGAGAGAGUGGUGGAGCACCUGGCCCAGAGGAACAAAGACAUCCCAGAGGUCUCCUCUGUUCCAUGGAGAGUCCACUUGGUCGACAGCCCUACCGUCAACGCUUUCGUACUGCCUAAUGGAAAGGUGUUUAUGUUCACUGGGAUGUUGGAGGCCGUUGCAGAUGUUCACCAGCUCACCUUCAUCCUGGGACAUGAGAUGGCCCACGCAGUGAUGGGACACUCUGCAGAGCAGGCCAGUAUGUCUCAUGUGGUAGACUUCCUGUCUCUGAUCCUGCUAACAGCCAUCUGGGCCGUGUGUCCUCGAGACAGCCUGGCUGUACUGGGACAGUGGAUACAGACUAAGCUCAUACAGUUCUUGUUUGAUCGUCCUUAUAGCAGGAAGUUGGAGGCAGAAGCUGAUCAGGUUGGACUCCAGCUGGCUGCCAAGGCAUGUGCUGAUGUACGGGCAGGGCCAGUGUUCUGGCAGCAGAUGGAGAUCAGUGACCAGCUGAGAGGAGAACCUACAGUACCAGAGUGGCUCUCCACACACCCCUCUCACAGGAACAGAGUGGCACAGCUGGACCGGCUGGUCCCACAGUACCUGGAGUUGAGGGAGAGCUGUUCCUGUCCUGCCCUCCCUGCUACAGACCCCAGAGCUGUCUUCGCUCAGAGUGUCAAAGUGCUGCUGGAUGCUACUAGGGACCUGGAGGGAGAGGCGGGGAAGAGACUGAAACCACAAGCUCUGUCGCAGACCCCAAUGUCAGACCACAGAAGGGCUCCACACCCAGGGGGACUGGCUACUGCCCUGCUAGCCUCCUCAGCCACAGGCUCACCUCCAGUCCUGACCCUAGACACUGCUACCCACCUCUAACCCCCGGGCCACUACCCCCCCCCCCUGUCUUCCCAACCCCAGGCCUAGUUCCAGUCAGUGAUUGUAGCUCCUUGAUUGCUAAUUGACUGAUGUUUGUAAGGUCUUGUAAAAUUGCAGUUGUCACCUGCUUCUGUGGAAUUGCUGCAAAAAGGUUUCGGGUAGGGGUUCUGUUUACUGCGUGUAAGAGGGUACAGGGAGAUGCUUUGAGUGUAUAGUGUGAAUACAUAGAGGUAGUAUCCUGUUUUAAUUGGAAGAUUUCAAGUGGGGACAUGCUGCACUCAAUGGCCUAAUGAGCAUAUACAGUGAGGUCCAAAAUGAUUGACUCCCCUGAUAAAGAUGAGCAGUAAUGACUGUAUAAAAUAAAUAAAUAAAAAUUGACAUCCCGGCCCUAAAGAUUGCCACCUCUAAAGUAAAGUAGUCAAAUGUGUGUAUUUUAUCCCAUAUUCCUAUCACGCAAUGACUACAUCAAGCUUGUGACUCUACAAACUUGUUGGAUGCAUUUGCAGUUUGUUUUUGGUUGGGUUUAAGAUGAUUUAGAAUAUAUUUCUCGACACUUCUACAUUGAUGUACAUUCUACCAUUAUUACGGAUAAUCCUGAAUGAAGUGUGAAUAAUGAUGAGUGAGAAAGUUAGAGGCUCAAAGAUCAUACCCCCCAACACAUGCUAACCUCUCACCAUCACCAAUAACAGAAGAGAUUCAACAAAUGAUUGUUCAAACUAUGGCUACAUGUCAACCAAUCAUUUAACAGGAUUUCCGAAAUCACGUUUCUAGGGAAUAUAAAAGUCUCAACAUCUCAACUUUUCCAGUAUAUAAAAGAGUAAAAGACUAGAUUGAGUUAUCCUCUCUUUCCAAAGACCACAACCUGGAAGUCAGUGAUAAGUUGUUUGUCCCAUCUCAGUGGUCUAAUACAUGCUCAUGUGAUGUGUUUCUACAUGGAUUGUUGUACAGCCAAAUUCCUCAACAGUAAGAUAACACUUAACGUGUGAAAUUAACCUCUUUGACCAAAACUGGGAACAUAUAAAUAACAUUCUAACAACAUUGAGGAAAUGUCUUGGUCACCCAGAUACAAACCAUGUAAGAAUGUCCUUCAGAAAGUACUCGUACCUCUUGACUUAUUCACAUUUUGGUUCUCUGGGUAGACAGUGUGUAGGCACUGUGUCCUGUAUGUCACCUACUUUAUUUACCCUGUCUUGUCCAUCCAUCACCACCUGUUGCAAUGUGUUUUUGUGGUAAUGUGGCCAUCAAGUUAAUUUAAAUGAGUUUUAUGUCUCGCCCUGAAGGAAUGGUAUUGUUGUAUUUUAGUGUCAAAGAUCUUUGUGAAAUCAUAGAAAUGUGUAGUUUUGUACAAAUCAUGUAUUGAACUAGCCAAAGAACAUAUUUUAUAUACUAGAAUGUACAUCUUAGAACCUGACAACCUAAAAAUGAAUGGGUUUUGAGGUAAAA
Messenger RNA from Oncorhynchus nerka (sockeye salmon), 3141 nucleotides. It is a transcript of the gene oma1, whose product is annotated as OMA1 zinc metallopeptidase. NCBI's taxonomy places the organism in Eukaryota, Metazoa, Chordata, Actinopteri, Salmoniformes, Salmonidae. The coding region runs from base 124 to 1698 and encodes 524 amino acids. Gene Ontology annotation, molecular function: metalloendopeptidase activity. The transcript is spliced from 9 exons. The record is from RefSeq and is a predicted model, not a curated record. Gene Ontology annotation, biological process: protein quality control for misfolded or incompletely synthesized proteins; mitochondrial protein processing. Gene Ontology annotation, cellular component: mitochondrial inner membrane.